AGGUCAAUGCUCGAAAAGACCACUCGGGGCGGUUAGCGAUUGGAUGAGACGACCUCAUUUUCGAACUGCUGCUGGGCCGGAUGCAAACAUGAAAAGAAAAGAUCCUGCAUUUGAAGAAUUGAUUAUAGAAUAAACGUGUGUUGUUCCGUGGUAAUCCGGAGGAGUCGCAGAUAUUGAGAAAGAAGGCGGUUAGAUGACGCAUCUCCCACGAUGUAACUGUACUCGUACAGCGUACCAGCUGUCAUAGAGACAAAGAACGAGACUAAAAAGGAAUUUCUUCGAAAGGAUAGUCAUAUUAAUCUGAGAUGAAUGCAGCUAGCGCAGCGAGGAUGCGGGUUUCAGCGAAAGCCAGGAUGUUUUUCCUUUCUUCGACAGCGCCAUCUGUGCGCCAGUCGACAAAGCUAGCACAUAGUUACUCAAGUAGGAAAGUUGCAUCUUUAGUUGCAGUGAAGGCGAUUCAGUUUAUCGAUUUAAACGAUCCCAUUGCUGCGAGUCUGGUUUGGAAAAAGAAAAGAGGCAGCAAAAAAAUGGUGGUGGUGGUGGUAGUGGUGGCUAGUAUCAUUGAGAGAGGAUAUGAGAGAAGUCCCGGUAAUAACAACACCGCUACUAAAGGAUUUGGAGCUGCAGUGGUUAGCCUACAGAGCCGUACUACUUUUGCCAUCUUGGGUCCUUCUGGUGAAAUCGACUGGCUGUCACAAAUACUGAAAUGGCAUCUCUCGGACCAACUGUUCAUUCACGGGCUUAUUUAUGAUCCUGGUACGCCCCUCAAUAUUACCGAGUACGCCCUUUUGACAAGGGUGGGAUGUCACCAAGGACCAAUGAUAGAGGUCUCAAAAUUGGUUUUGGUUGACUCUCUGCAUGGGAUUUAUCAUCUUCUACGUGCCUUGAGGUCCAGUCCUUGUGAGGCCUACAAGUUACGCCGCGCUCAUCUCCGGAAAUGCAAAAAAUACGAGGUACUACUCUGCACAAGAAUACUUUUUGCCCCAGCCUCCUGGACGAUCGUGAUCACACACGUCGUUUGUCCGCUUGUCGCCGGUCUGCGUUUGACUGUCCCGUCGGAAAAGUACGGAAUACGAAAUACAUGAUUAAUCCCGCUUCCCACGGAGUACAGAAGCACCGCGGAAGAAAAAAAAAAUUUUUUUAAUAAAAAAUUAGAGAGGCCACCUGAGGGGAUCGUCUGCGCUACUACUCCGUACAGUAGCAUCGUACGGAGCGUAUCAGAUUCAACAAGGGUCGAAGAACUUCCCAUUUACUUGGUGCUCAAGCUCUCCAUCUUCCACUGCACAGCAAACUUGUCCAUGGUUCAGUUUAAUGCUUACUCUUCC
Molecule: messenger RNA, 1325 nt
Organism: Aspergillus glaucus CBS 516.65
Lineage: Eukaryota; Fungi; Ascomycota; Eurotiomycetes; Eurotiales; Aspergillaceae
Exons: 4
Coding region: 306-1085 (259 amino acids)
Source: RefSeq, a predicted model, not a curated record